This is a messenger RNA of Penicillium angulare, 1299 nucleotides long. Its product is annotated as putative salicylate hydroxylase. The transcript has 5 exons. Gene Ontology annotation, molecular function: FAD binding; monooxygenase activity. The record is from RefSeq and is a predicted model, not a curated record. NCBI's taxonomy places the organism in Eukaryota, Fungi, Ascomycota, Eurotiomycetes, Eurotiales, Aspergillaceae. Gene Ontology annotation, biological process: secondary metabolite biosynthetic process. The coding region runs from base 1 to 1299 and encodes 432 amino acids.
AUGGCUUUGCCACAGGCAAAUGUGCCUUUGGACGUGGUCGUUGUCGGGUAUGACUGUAUUGGCGGCAUGGCAGCAGCCUUGACAUUAGGCUUGCGAGGUCACCGUGUCCAAAUUCUUGAGGCUGCACCGAAGCUCAUGGAGGUUGGUGCUGGUAUUCAAGUGUCACCGAAUAUGCUGCGACUGUUUGACCGGUGGGGCGUUUCUGACUUGAUCCAUGCCCAGGAUGUCGCUUUGGAACAUAUUCAUGUUCGAAGGUGGCAAGAUGGCGCCCUUUUGGCUACUAUGCCUGUGAACAAGACCUUUGGACAGCAAACAGUCAUCCACCGAGCAGAUUUGCAUAACGCUUUGAUUGACAGGGCAUUGGCAUUGGAUAAUGUGGGACUGCGAGAGAACUCGAUGGUGACUGGGGUUGAGUUCAGUCCUGCAUCAGUCACACUAGCUGACGGCACGGUCGUCUGUGGCGAUAUUAUCAUUGCUGCUGAUGGUAUAAAGUCGACUAUUCGAGGUCAUCUUUUGAACGAUUAUUCGAUGAAGGCUAUUCCGACCGGCGAUGCAGCAUACAGGAUAUUGCUUCCUCGUGAGGUAAUGGAGAAGGAUCCCGAACUGAAAGAACUUAUUGAUGAACCGCAAGCAACGCGAUGGCUGGGACCCUCGCGCCACAUUAUCGCGUACCCCAUUCGUAAUCACGAGCUGUACAACGUCGUUCUCUUGCACCCAGAUCGCCAAGAGGUCGAAGAAUCUUGGACCACAAGGGGCUCCAAGCAAGCCAUGGUGGACAACUACCAAGGAUGGGAUCGGAAGGUGAAGAAGCUGAUCGACUUAGUGGAUGAUGACGAGGUCCUCGAAUGGAAGUUGUGUUUGCAUCGCCCCCUCAAAACUUGGAUCCGGGGAUCUGUGGCCAUGAUUGGUGAUGCAUGUCACCCGAUGCUACCGUAUGUUGCCCAGGGCUCUGCGCAAGCGGUCGAGGACGCUGCGGCAUUGGGCGUUCUUUUGUCGAACAUCUCCUCCCGUCGUGAAAUUCCAACCGCAUUGCAGGUCUAUGAAAGAUCUCGGAAGGAGCGUGCGGAAACUGUCCAGCAGUCCGGAUCUGAGAAUCGUGUCACAUUGCACUUUCCCGACGGGCCUGAGCAGAUCGCGCGUGACAAGCAGUUCCGAGCAGCAGCAAGCGGUUCUAACCCCGAUAAAUGGACUGAUCGUGAAACUCAGAAGUUUCUGUGGGGCUGGGACGCCGAAGCGGCUGCUCUGGAGGAGUGGAAAAGUAUGUUCUCCCAGUCCUUUGCUGUCGCAGUCAGAUGCUAA